Molecule: messenger RNA, 1753 nt
Organism: Quercus robur (English oak)
Lineage: Eukaryota; Viridiplantae; Streptophyta; Magnoliopsida; Fagales; Fagaceae
Product: NAC transcription factor 56
Exons: 3
Coding region: 171-1211 (346 amino acids)
Biological process (GO): regulation of DNA-templated transcription; system development
Molecular function (GO): DNA binding
Source: RefSeq, a predicted model, not a curated record
CUUUAAAAAAUGGCCUAGCAUAUCUCAUAUUCACCUCUCUCUCUCUCUCUCAUCAUUUCGUUUCUUCUCUGAUAAACCCUUAGGAAUUGAAUUUUCAAAAGGCUCUGAUAUACAUCAAACACUUCUAGCUUGCUAAGUUUUUUUAAGGGUUGUGACUUGUUGUGUGAGUCAUGGAGAGCACUGAGAUGUCACAGCAGCCAAAUCUGCCACCUGGGUUUCGUUUCCACCCCACAGAUGAAGAGCUUGUGGUUCACUACCUCAAGAAAAAGGUCACCUCGGCUCCUCUUCCGGUUUCAAUUAUCGCUGAGGUUGAUCUUUACAAAUUUGAUCCAUGGGAACUACCAGCUAAGGCUACGUUUGGCCAGCAUGAGUGGUAUUUUUUUAGUCCAAGGGACCGGAAGUACCCGAAUGGGGCGAGGCCGAACCGGGCUGCAACUUCAGGGUAUUGGAAGGCUACAGGAACGGAUAAGCCAGUGUUAAGCUCUGGGAGUAGUCUGAAGGUUGGUGUAAAAAAGGCCCUUGUGUUCUAUGGAGGAAAGCCUCCCAAGGGGAUCAAGACCAAUUGGAUCAUGCAUGAGUACCGGUUGAUUGAUAACAAGCCUAAUAAUAAGCCUCCUGGAUGUGACUUAGGCAACAAGAAAAACUCUUUGAGGCUUGAUGAUUGGGUGCUAUGUCGAAUUUACAAAAAGAACAACACGCAUAGACCUAUGGAUCAUGAAAGGGAGGACUCGAUGGAUGACCUGACUCGACCUAUACCACCUUCAAUAUCUGUGAGCCAACAAAAUAUGAAACUGCAAUUUCCAAAGGCAGGCACAAGCUACGGUUCACUGCUUGACCAGAAUUUGUUUGAAGGGAUAGUAACCAAUGAUGGGAUAAACUCUGGUAUGUCAACCCAGUUAGCCUCUUCAAGUUCUAUGGUUCCAGCCUUGGGAAUCUCAAACAACUUCAAUAUGAAACGGACACUCCCUUCAUUGUACUGGAAUAUUGAUGUGGAACCAUCUGGGCCUUCAUCGAGCAAGAGAUUGGCUUUGGAUGGUAGUGAUGAAAGUGUCACGAGGACAGAUGGGAAUGCUUCUAAUUCUAUUGCCUCUCUGCUUUGCCAGCUUCCACAAACACCUUCAUUGCAUCAACAAGCAAUGCUGGGGUCUGUUGGAGAUAUCAGUCUUUUUCGGGGACCUUGUCAUCUUCCUGGAUUGAACUGGUAUUCUUAAUCAAAUUCUAGUGUUGGGUAUGAAUGGGCAUAUGUUAUGUAAGAACCAUCUCAUGCAACUUAAAAAGGCAGAGUUUCCAUGCAGUUCGAAGUUGUAAAGUUGGGUAUACUAAGAUUUUGGCUGUUAAGGGAACUUGUGAAAUGGCCUCCAAUUCUUCUCAGUGUAUAGAAAAUGGUGCUGCUAAUUUCAGGUGAAGCCGCUAUUAGUAUUUUUAGAUAUAUAAGGUUAUAUAAGAUAUUUAUACUUUGUUGGUUCAUGUAGAGAUGAAAAGACAAAGAAAAGAUGCUAGCUUUUCUUGUAGAAAAAUAAAACAGAUCAAUUAGUAUAUCUUGCUCUGUGUGACAUGUGCUACAUCUUUGUAUAUAUUUAGAUCCCUACUGUGGAACUUUAUUGCUGCACACGUUUCGAAGAGACAAUGGCUAUAGUUUGUCUAUGUAUUAUUAUGUCUGUUCAUCUCCAUCAUCACCAGGAUUGUGGCCAAUUGUGAGUCAUUGGUUAGGCCUAUACUUGAAACUAGAAUUUGAGUGCUUGGUUUUUGCCUU